Cinara cedri is the source of this 4367-nucleotide messenger RNA. The record is from the annotation of a GenBank genome assembly. NCBI's taxonomy places the organism in Eukaryota, Metazoa, Arthropoda, Insecta, Hemiptera, Aphididae.
AUAAUGAUAACAUUACAUACAUAUAUGACUCAUUCAUUAAUCUCUAUUCUUUAUAUAUUUUUUGUACGCUUAUAAAAGUAUCUAUAGUAGUAUAGUGAAAGUUUCCUCGUAUUUCAUAAUAGAUUUUUAAUUGUUUAGUUGUAUUAUUUUAUUAUUUUACGAUUUGUGAUGUUUUCUUCAGACCCAAAUUAUACAAAACUCAAGACUAACUUGAGAUUAGCUUUAAAUCGUCUAAAAUUAUUAGAAAAAAAAAAGACUGAAUUAGCUCAAAAAGCGCGUAAAGAAAUUGCAGAUAUGGUAGCAGCAGGCAAAAGUGAACGUGCUAAAAUAAGAGUUGAACAUAUUAUACGGGAAGAUUACUUUGUUGAAGCGCUAGAAAUUGUUGAAAUGUUGUGUGAUGCCCUGUUGUCCAGAUUUGGUUUAUUACAACAAUCCAAGUAAAUUAUACUACAUAAUUAUUGUAUGAUAUAUAAUACUAAAUGUAUUUAAUUUUUUGACAUAAUAACUGCUAUGAAUUAUAAAUUGGUUAUUUAUGUGUUGCUUCAUAUUUUAAUGCUACUUCAAUAUGGGAGCUACUAGUAUGUUUCUAAUUUGAUAUUCGAUAUACCGAUAUAUUUUUUAUUAUUAAGAAUUAUAGGGUUAUACCAAUUCAAAGUUUGCAGGGGUAUUUAAAGAUGUGAUGUUCAAUUGCUCUAUUCGUCAGCUCAUGUGAUGAGUGACACUUUAUUUCUUUCAGUGUAAUAUAGACCUACUGAUUUGUAGGCCAAAACGUAAUACUGGUAUAAAGUAGUUAAUGCCCUAAGUGUAAACCUAAACCUUGUUAUGCAAGGUCAGGUUUGCGGUGUGAAAUAUGGAUGUGAAAUAAAUCAUUAUCAUUAUCAAUAUUUGUAUAGGUAUUUAUUAAUGAAUUUUGCAGUAUGUAGAUAUUCUAACAUCACUCGGACGAGGAAGACCAUAUAUUAAAGUAACACUCAUAUUAUUUUAACUAGGUAAUAAUAUGAUGGUCCCUUAAUAAUUUUAUAAGCAAAUGAAUGUUGUCUUCAAAUAUCAAAUGAUUUAUCAAAUAAGAAAUAUAAACUGAUUAUAAGAUGAUAAAUUGUUGUUUAUAAUUAUAAUUGAUUAGCUAUAUUAUUAUAUAUCAUUAAUAUAUAUAUAUAUUUUUUUUUUUUUGACAAAACCAGGUUUAACAGUUUUUACUCUACUAGGAACUGCACCUUUAAUUAUAUAUUUUUUAAAAUUGGAAUUAUUUUCAUUAUUCUUUAGUUGUAUUAAACUGAAAAAAAAACUUAUCAUAAUUUAGCCACAUCUGUUUUCAAUUGCUUAAAUUUAAAAUUGUUCAUUAAGUUGUAAAAUAAUAUAUUUUAAAUUUGUUUGGUAGGCACCUACUUAAAUAGAUGUUAAACUAUAGUUUUAUUACUGCAAUCAACUUUACUACUGCUUGAGGCACCAGUAGUUUGCAGUUGACUACAUCAGCAUCUGGUAUGUACUGUCACAACUGCCUACAGUAAUAAAACAAAAGAUUUAGGUUUAAAGAAAUCCAAUCAUUGUUUCAAUUUUUAGCUUUCUUACUGCAUUCUAAUUUAAAAGAACUGAAUAAAAUAUGCAUUAUUUAUUAACUAAUUAUAACUAGGUAUAAGUACACUUAUUUAGGUAUAAAUAUUUCUAUUUAAUAUUUAGCAUAUUUAAGAAAACUACUUUUAUUACAAAUAGAUUUUUUAGUGUAACAAUUUCAGAUCAAUAAUUUAUUGGUGUUACAAUAUUCUUAAUAUUACCAUGAUUUUAAUUUAGAAUUCUAAUACAUUUUUAGAAUGUUGGACCCUACCUUAGCAGAAUCAGUAUCCAGUUUAUUAUGGGUAGCUCCUCAUAUUCAAGCUGAUGUUAGUGAAAUGAAAGUUAUUUCUGAUCAAUUAACUCAAAAAUUUGGUAAAAAAUACACAGAGGUAAUAUAUUGAAAUAUACUAUUUUGUUGUAUUUAGCAUUGAACUAUGAUUAAACUAUACCAUAAUUUUACGUUUAAAAAAAUAUUAUCCCCUUUGAAAAAAAACUGGUAGUAUAGAUGUACAAAAUGUUGUUAUAAUUAUGUAUUUUAUGUUAUUUAAUAAUAUAUUUUAAUAUUAUAUAGGCAUGCAGAACCGAAAACAUGGACACGGUUUCACAGAAACUUAAACAUAAGUUGAGUUUAAGACCUCCACCAAAAAUACUUGUUGAGAAAUAUCUAAUUGCUAUUUCAAAAAAUUAUAAUGUUCCUUAUGAACCAGAUUUACAAGUAAGAAAAAAAAAUUAUAUUUUGUAAUAAUAAUUUAUUGAUUGUUUGUAAUAAAUAAAUAAUAUAUGGGUACUUAUUUUUUAAAGUAAUAAUUGUAAUUUUUAAUACUAAAACUUUUAUUUUUAAUUAAUAUUAAUAAAUAAAAUAAUAGUAAUAUAUCAAUAUACUAUUGUAAACGGUAUUCAUUGGCAUUAAUAACAAAAACAUAAUACAACAAAUUUAAACACUAUUAAAGCAAUAUUCAUUCUUUUUAUUGGUAAUUAAUUACGUUUUUAUUUUUAGGUUAUGCAAGAAUAUGAACAAUCGCAUAGUAUAGAUUCUAUACUUUUUGAUAAUAAAAAUCCAAAUAAUGAAAAUGCUACACGGCCUACUGGUUUUAUUGGGUUUCCACCGCAACCAAUAGCACCGAUUCAAGCACCACCUAUUAAUUACCCUGUAAGUUUAUAACUAAUAAAAACAUUACUCAGGUUUGAUGUGUUUUUUUAUUAAUUUUAGAAUAUGCAAACUAUGAGUACAAUGUUAGACUCAAUGUCUAUGGAUUUUGAUAUACCACCUACUAUGCCUACUAUACCUACAAUGCCUACACAACAACCCAAUCCAAAACCACCAGCAACCACACAGCAGCUCAAUUCAAAACCACCUACAGCUAACCCUGUUAAACCUAUGCCCAAAAAUCAAAUUUUGUCAAAUAAAAAUCUAGGAUUUUCAAACUUGCCUGAUCUCCCUAGUGUACCUACUGAUAUACCUACAGGCGAUAUUAAAGAAAAAGAUGAUGAAGAAAUGGAUUUUGACGAAUUAUUGAAUCGAUUUGAGGAUUUAAAAAAGAACAAAAAAUAAGUAAAUUAUUACAUUUCAUUUAUUACUUAGUAUUAAAAUGUUAUUAUUAAUAUUAUUAUUAUUCAAAUAUUUAAUACAAAUUUAUGUAUAAUUAAUUUUAAUUCUUAACUUUUUAUGUAUAGAAAACACAUAUAUAUAUAUAUAUUUAUAUUUUUUUAGUACACUAUCCAAGUAUACCUAAUAAAGGUUUCGGAGUAUUCACAGAAGGUUUUUUGUUUUCUUGUUUUGGUUUUAAUGUUCCUGUUAAUCCACCUAAUAGUCCAUUUUGAUUACCAUUGUUAUUUUUUAAUAAUCCUUCAAUGGUGUUUAAGGGAUUUUCUAGUAAAUUGACUGUGCCUUCAGUAACAUCGCCUAAAACUCCAUUUUGUAAUAAAUCUGGGACUGUUUUUAAUAUAUCUGAUAUUCCUGGUAAAUUGCAAUAUGAUGAUUGUAAUAUAUCUGGUACACCUCCCCAUAAUCCCAUUUCACAAAAACGGAACUUAUUUUCAAUACGUGCAUUUUCAUCCAGUAUAACAUAAUCAGAUUGUUUUGAUGAGGUGAAUGAAGGCCAUUCAUCUCCCAAUUUUGUUAACCUUGGUUUCCUAAAAUAAUAACUUAUUAAUAAAACCAUGUAAAAAUUUUAUUUUAAUAUUUAACAUUUACCCAUUUCGUACAAAUUCUGCUACUAAUGAUGUAAAAUUAUUUCUCAUUUCAAUAUCUUUUUUGUCUUUCAGUUCAGUUCCUGGAAUUGGUUUACCUUCAAUAGUUCUUACGUCAUAUAAAUAAAUCAAAUCGUCUCCAUGACUUGGUUCUCCUAUUAUUUUUUAAAAAAAAUAUUUAGUAUAUUUUUACUUAUAUAUUUUACUUGAAAUAAUAUUUACCACUUUCUUCAACAUCAUUACUAUCAAAUGCAUCAUUUUUUGCCAAAUUUGUAUUGGGAACAUCCAACAUAUUUGGCAAAAACCAUUUUCCAGGAGAUUUAACAUUAGAUUUGUGUUCAAAACUAUAAAAGUAUGCGUUGCUUCGUUUUGACCAUAGAUGGGAUGUAAAAAAUGCUGGCAAGUUAAAUAGUGCAUCUGUUGUGCCCUGAUAAAAUUAAGGUUUCAUUUUUUUAUUUAUUUAUUUUUUUUUUUUUUAGUUUGGUUUUUAAUUUACCUGCAUAACUUUUCUAAUCUCCUGAGCCCCAUUUCCAAGUGUUGAUGUUACUAAUUUUAAGUAAUCUUUAUUUUCAAAAAUUGUUUUUAGAGCAUUGUUUACACUUCCAUUUUUGAAUAAACCUAUAGUG